AUGGCAGUGCAAACGAAGGCCAAUACGGUGCUCGAGGCCUCUGCCGGUGCCCCUGGGGAGACUGCCACUGCUACCGCAGACGCACAGAAUGAACCCACCGGCAUUACAUCUCCUGAUGUGACGAAUUAUGAGGAGCAAGAAGAACCGCAGAGAGAGGUUGCCGCUCAUGGUAGCGAUGUCGACCAUUGUACAGAAACCAAAAGGGCCUGGAUAGGGUACCGCUUGGAGUAUCGCAAUCGCUGGACUGGAGACUUGAUCUCGGAGAGAACGUACGAAAAAGGCAACGAACCAUUGGAGCAGGAGACGGGAGGGCCGAUAUUCGAGAUGAUCACGUUGUACAAAGUCUCAACGCACUCACUGGACCCAGCCGCUUCGAUGCCCAUCACCUCCCAGGCGUUGCCGACUCGCCACAUCCGCAUUUACUCAAUAGCCAUCAUCAAUGCCUUGCAGUCAGUGGUACGAUACUACCCCGGUCAGGACUUUUCUGGAGAGUCCGUCGUCGUCCAGAAGCCGUAUCCGGUCUUGGUCCAUUACUACGACGAGCUGCAGCAAUUCCGACGGGACUGUUUGGAGAAGGCCCCGCACGAUCUCUGCGAUCGGGAGAGAGAUGCCGCCGAGCAUCUCGAGGUUCUCCUCGCCUUCCUGGACGAGGAGGUCAUGUGGGAAGUGAAGCAGGAGCAGGAGCGCAACCGGAGGGGGUUCGCGACGUUCGAAUGGCGGUGGGUGGCAUACAAACCCGGCAUCACCGUCUUGGACAAGACCGACACGGGCGAGUGGCAGGCAUCCGUGGUCCACUCCAUAUCAGGGGGCGUGUUCGAGAACCCACCCAAGGACUGGGAGGUCAAGCUGUGGUGCAUGGACUAUGACGGCGAGAACAUCGAACGCAUCUGGUCGAGUCCGGUGACGUGGUCCAAGUUCGACGGCGAACGCAGCGAUUCCAAGACCGGCCGCGAAACCAAGUUCUUCGACCCUACCCUCGACGAGUCAUACCUCGACGUCGACGUUGUAGUCAAGCUGGUUGAGACUGGCAAGAAGUUCUGCUCCAUGGUUCAGAAACAAUGCUUCCACCACAAAGGCAAGGCAGCUUGCUUCCCCUUCAACGAGAUUGAAGGAUUGGCGAUGGUCGAUCUCGAUAGCUACUACAUCAUGUGUCCAGAUGGUAUCCCGCCGAUUGUCGGGACGGACGACUUGCGAAACUGGUCGACAGAAUGUACUUGCGAGAUUUGCCAAACUCGAAAACAGCGCCUCGACCGGAAGAUUGCCCCUUUGUUCAGCACAUUCGGCCAUAAGGAUAUAGAGACUGGGUUGACCGACCAUGAAUCUCUCCUCUUGCCCUCGACCGUUGUGACUUAUGUGUUCCGAACGCGGACAUGGGAAUACGUCCACGUCAAGAAUCUCCACCCGCCCCAGUUCGACGAUGAUAUGAUCAGCCACCUGGUGAUGAGCGAGCAGCGCCUCAAGACGCUCAAAGCGCUGUCCAAGAGCUACGCCAGGGUCAACCAGCACGGAGAAGGAAUGAAAAACUCGAAAUGGAGCGCAGACUUCGUCCGGGGAAAAGGAAAUGGCUUGAUUUUUCUUUUGCAUGGCAAACCAGGGGUUGGCAAAACCUGCACAGCUGAGUGCAUCGCCGAGUUCACCCGUCGCCCUCUGAUGAUAUUGACAAGCAGCGACAUCGGGACGGACCCUAAGCAAGUCGAGCACAAUCUCACCUCCAACUUCAAGAGGGCGAUGAGCUGGGGCGCUGUGCUACUGAUCGAUGAAGCAGAUGUCUUCAUGGAGAGGCGGACCACGUCAGAUCUCACGCGCAACAGUUUAGUUGCUGGGUUUCUGCGUGCUCUUGAGUUCUACGACGGGAUUCUGUUUCUUACAACAAACCGAGUCGGGUCGUUCGACGACGCCUUCAUCUCCCGCAUCCACGUGCAGCUCUAUUACCCCGACUUCACGGAAGAUGAGCGGCAACGCGUGUGGCAAACCUUCAUCGAUAAGCUCAGCCGCGAGAGGGGAGACACCAUGCGCAUGACCAUUGACGCCAAGGAGUACAUCGCCUCGACCAGAAAGCAAGGGAUCAACUGGAACGGCAGAGAGAUCCGGAACGCGUUCCAAACAGCCGUGGCACUCGCCGAAUAUGACGCGGAGAAGGACAGCGAAGGGAAGAUCAUGGUGACGGACAACCACCUCCGGGCCGUGGUUGAGCUGUCAAAAGAUUUCAAGGGAUACCUGACCGACCUCCAUCGGCGAGAUGAAGAGAGAAGGGCCGAGGAUCGAUAUGAGAGGUUGGCCACUUACCACGGCGACAAGCCGUGA
Molecule: messenger RNA, 2304 nt
Organism: Colletotrichum higginsianum IMI 349063
Lineage: Eukaryota; Fungi; Ascomycota; Sordariomycetes; Glomerellales; Glomerellaceae
Product: ATPase
Exons: 6
Coding region: 1-2304 (767 amino acids)
Molecular function (GO): ATP binding; ATP hydrolysis activity
Source: RefSeq, a predicted model, not a curated record